AAAUUUCAUUGGGAUCGCGGUCCACCCAGGUGAGUUCCAACUUCCAACUUCCAACUUCCAUCUACCCCAAACCACCCGUUUCGAACGGGUGGAAAGUAUAAAUACCCAUAAAAUCUUACCAGAGAAAACGACAGUUGCUUUCACUCUGUUCAGUGAAAUCAAACAUCAACCCAAUGUCGACGUGCUUGUCGUCCUCCUCCUCUGGAUCUUGGAACAGCACAAAGGCAUGGAUCGUCCACGGAAUCGUCGCCGGAGUUGCGGUUGCGGUGGCAAUUGGGGCCCGGGUCUACUUGGGUCAGACUAAGAAGUUCCGGAGCCGGGUCGUCGGCAUCAUACCCGCCCGCUUUGCUUCUUCUCGUUUCCAGGGCAAGCCCCUCGUUCAGAUCCUCGGAAAACCCAUGAUCCAGAGAACAUGGGAAAGGGCAAAACUUGCAAGUACACUGGAUCGUGUUGUUGUGGCAACAGAUGACGAGAGGAUUCGAGAAUGUUGUCACAGUUUUGGAGCUGAUGUCGUAAUGACCUCAGAAUCCUGCCGGAACGGUACCGAGCGUUGUUCUGAAGCAAUUGAGAAGCUCGAGAAGAAGUAUGAUAUAGUUGUCAAUAUUCAAGGGGAUGAGCCUCUUAUUGAACCUGAGAUAAUAGACGGAAUUGUUAAAGCUUUGCAGGAAGCUCCAGAUGCAGUGUUUAGCACUGCAGUCACGUCAUUACAACUUGAAGAUGCAUGGGAUCCAAAUCGAGUGAAAUGUGUGGUGGAUAAUAGUGGUUAUGCCAUCUAUUUUUCCAGGGGGCUGAUUCCAUUUAACAAGUCAGGAAAGGCAAAUCCACAGUUUCCCUAUUUGCUUCAUCUAGGAAUUCAGAGCUAUGAUACAAAGUUUCUAAAGAUAUAUCCAGAACUUCAACCUACUCCUUUGCAACUAGAAGAGGAUCUGGAGCAGCUUAAGGUCCUUGAAAAUGGGUAUAAGAUGAAGGUGAUUAAAGUUGACCACGAGGCUCAUGGUGUUGACGCCCCUGAAGAUGUUGAGAAGAUUGAAUCUCUAAUGCGCGAAAUGAACUUGUCUUAGGAGUUCCUUGUUUGCAGCAGUAAAUCAGACCACGGAAAAGAAAAGAUAGGUGCUUGGAUGGGAGUGGACGUAGGAGCAGGGAGUGUUGCGAGGAGGGGAAGUAGUAUCAUCAUCUGCUGUGUUGCAGUAGUGAAGGGAUCAGACGUCGGUAUGGUAUCUGCUAGCCUGGGGAAUGGUGGAGUUGGCAGUUCAAGGUAUGUUAGACAAUAGAUAUGGCAUAAGUGAUAAGCCAUUUUCCCUCUCUGCAAGUGUUAACCUCACCUGUGUGGGAUUAUGAAAAGGAGGGGCUUUCUUUUGCUUUGCGUUGCAAGGGAUAGAGGGAGACUUAAUUUAUAUAUUAGCCUUAUGAGUUUACGGACCUUCUAAUAUUUCGUAGCCGGCCUGGAAGUGAUUUUCCGGGAACAGGAAAGGUAAUUGAGAUUAGUCUCUUAUUGGUUGAUCAUCCUCUAUAUAUUUGAUGAAGCUUCAACUGGCUUCUACUAGACAACCCCUCAUUUCUUUAUGGUAAUUGAGCUUCAUCUCUAAUUGUUUAUUGUCUGAUUAGAUUAUUAUAAUAUUUGGGUCGUUGGAUAUGUUGGAUUUGAAUUGAAUUUUUGUUUUCAUUUUUCAUGGUGAUGGAUUUUCGAAUGAAAUGCACUCAACCCUAAAUUCCAGUGGGGGUGGCUGAAGCAGCUGCCGGAUAUGACUUAUGGCAGCCAAGGUUCCCUUAUUGUCAUGCUUUUAGUUUUAUUAAAUAUGACAAGUUGGUAUAAAUAUAUAUGUAUAUAGAGAACUUACAUCUCUUGAUAGAUUGUGUUGCUAGAUAGUUUUUCACGUUCCUGCUCAAAAUAAAGUUUAUCAUGUUAUUCUGUCCAACUAUUGAUUUGGAACAACGUUAUGUAAAUACUUUUCACACACCAUACUUAUAACACAUUAGUCCUGUAUUUGAAGACUUAUAUACAAUACUUAUAAUUCGGAUGAAGAGAUCCUGAUCUUUGUUUUUGGGAGUUUUUUAUGCUCUGCUUUUUGAGCGAAUCUUUGUUUAUCAUUUUUUAUCAUAACAUGGUCAUAUGGUGUUACUGUCCAUCCUUUUAGUUGUUAAAAUCUGCUUUUUUGAGUUGUACAUAGAACUCAUAACGUAGAACUAGAAAAAUGCAGGUGCAGAAUGAACGACUAAUCAAUGUGAGAGAAGGGUUCAAUUUUAAAUGGGUUGUUAUCAACCAUUGAAUUGCUUUUGGAGUUUUCAUUUGAUAAGAGAGAUGGGGGAUUCUUUUGGGUGAAACUUUUAAUCCGUGAGAUUUUUAGUUAGGUUGUGUUGUGGGUUUUUGCAAAUUUCUAUCGUGUUUAUGCAUGCAUUUUUUGUUAUAGAUUUGGAAGAAAAUAGCAUUACAGGGUGUUGAGGGUUUGUUAGUGGGGGAAGGCAGCAGCGUUAAGAUUUUGCAGGUGAGAUAUUAGGGUGAGAGAAAAAGGGGACAAAGAGCAUCGAAGACACAUUUGGGAUUAGGGGUAGCAAAACAGGGGAAAAGAAUAUGACAGAGGAAUGGACUCUUAAUUUUUUCUUAACUGGUUUGGGAUUUUUCUUGCCUUUGGGGUUGUCAUUGGCGUCAAGCAUUUGGUGUCAAGCGGUGUCUGUUUUUUCAUAAGUUUUAUUACUAAUUUUUAUGUCGUUUGCGAUUUUGUAUCCUAGGAUUUUUUAAUUUUAUUGUUCAUUAUCGGUUUUUUAAAAAAAAAUUUGUCUUUGUUUGUUUGUUUUAUAUGUUGUGUUUGUGCUGGGACGCUGUUUUGCAAGUUCUCCUUCCAUUGGGACCGCUGCAUUUUUAAAGUGUUGAGGGUGAGAUUUAGAUGCUCAAAACACUCCAUUUUUUCCCAAAUAUGCGCGUUUGGUUCUCUUCGGUUUUAAAUGUUUAAAAUUAAAUGGUUGUUUAGAUAAAAUGGUUUAUUAGUUUAUCUUAUGUGUUGUGAUCAGGAAUUCAAUUAGAUUGGGUAAAAUGCUUUAUCAAUUUACGUUAUAGGGAAUUUUGUGUAUUAUGGUCUGUGAGUUUUAUUGCUCAUCGUUUGUUCUUUUUUCUUUGUUUGCCGGUUUCUUUUGCAAGGGAUCACUACAGUUUGGGAGUCAAAAUGACCACACUACCCCAUCAAGGGUUCAGAUCUUGCCGUCAGGUGAUAUGAGAGAGGGGGUUGGAUGGUAAUUUUGUCCAUAGGGUUUCGGACGGAUUGGGAUGGGUCAGGCACUUUGUUCAUUUAGUUUGUUUCUGAGAGAGAGAGAGAGAGGGGUGAGGAUGUCAGUGUCGAUCUUUGAUUCAGUGAGUGAGAGUGUGACGGUGAAAGAGAGGGGGAUCAUCGGGAUUUCAGGGAGAGAAACACAGAGAGAGGGGUGAUGGUGAACAAGCGCGAGUAUGGUCCCUUAGUCCGGGAGUCACUCUUCAUUGUCCAUACUGUAUUGCAUGCUCAGAUAAGUGUCUUUUUCAAUUACAUUUUGUACUAAAAUCUGUUUUUUUUUAUUGUUUCUUGCAUUUAUAUCUGCGUGAA
Pyrus x bretschneideri (Chinese white pear) is the source of this 3569-nucleotide messenger RNA. Its product is annotated as 3-deoxy-manno-octulosonate cytidylyltransferase, mitochondrial. The transcript has 9 exons. NCBI's taxonomy places the organism in Eukaryota, Viridiplantae, Streptophyta, Magnoliopsida, Rosales, Rosaceae. Gene Ontology annotation, molecular function: 3-deoxy-manno-octulosonate cytidylyltransferase activity. The record is from RefSeq and is a predicted model, not a curated record. The coding region runs from base 174 to 1061 and encodes 295 amino acids. Gene Ontology annotation, cellular component: cytosol.